Messenger RNA from Leopardus geoffroyi (Geoffroy's cat), 1111 nucleotides. It is a transcript of the gene PRKRIP1, whose product is annotated as PRKR interacting protein 1. The record is from RefSeq and is a predicted model, not a curated record. Gene Ontology annotation, cellular component: nucleolus. Gene Ontology annotation, biological process: negative regulation of protein kinase activity. Gene Ontology annotation, molecular function: double-stranded RNA binding; protein kinase binding; protein kinase inhibitor activity. NCBI's taxonomy places the organism in Eukaryota, Metazoa, Chordata, Mammalia, Carnivora, Felidae. The coding region runs from base 16 to 726 and encodes 236 amino acids. The transcript has 7 exons.
CUCGGCCACGAGCUCAUGAAUAUUCAGCAGGAUGCUUCCGGCUUGCGACUCCGCCCCAGCCCCGCCCUGCGAGAAGACUGCGCUUGCCCCGCUUGCGCGCAGCUCUGUCGUCAUAAGUACGCGCCGCCACCGCCGCCGCUCGCCGUGGGGAACUGGAAAGCUGUCAUGGCGAGUUCGGCUGCUUCCUCGGUGCGGCCGCCGAGGCCCAAGAAAGAGCCACAAGCGCUCGUCAUCCCCAAGAAUGCGGCAGAAGAGCAGAAGCUCAAGCUGGAGCGGCUCAUGAAGAACCCGGACAAAGCAGUUCCGAUUCCAGAAAAAAUGAGUGAAUGGGCACCCCGGCCUCCCCCAGAAUUUGUUCGAGAUGUAAUGGGUUCCAGCGCUGGGGCUGGCAGUGGAGAGUUCCAUGUGUACAGGCAUCUGCGCCGGAGAGAGUACCAGCGACAGGACUACAUGGAUGCCAUGGCUGAGAAGCAAAAAUUGGAUGCAGAGUUUCAGAAGAGACUGGAGAGAAAUAAAAUUGCUGCAGAAGAGCAGACAGCAAAGCGCCGAAAAAAGCGCCAGAAGUUAAAAGAGAAGAAAUUAUUGGCAAAGAAGAUGAAACUUGAACAGAAGAAACAAAAAGAAGGCUCUGGUCAGUCCCAGGAGCAGCCAUCCAGUAGCUCUGAGGAAGCGUCUGGAACGGAGGAGGAGGAGGAGGAGCAGCCCAGCUUCAUUAUGGGUCGAUGACAGUGUUUGCUGUAGCAACUCUCUGCGGCCUAACCCAUGCUGUGACCAGGACCUCAGGAAACUGUCCACACAACCCGAGGGAAAAGGAAUGUGUGUUUCAACUCCGUUUCCCUCCCAAUGCUUUGCUGGAGAGAAGCAAGUGGGAUGCCCUCCUGAUCAUUCCCAGCCCCACCUGUCAGCAGGACGCUGAGCCUGUGGGACAGAGAGGACCGUCUGUUGGACACUGUCUCUUGGACACUCAGGGCUGCCAAGCAGAGUUCAUUCAUGUUCCUGCUGAUGGGGAAGAUGCGUAACCUUCUGCCCCUGAUCACUGUUCUGCUAUUUGGACAGUGAUGAGUUUAGGCUUCUGUGAAAGAAAUGUUUAGUAAAGAGCAGAAACAUCUUA